Styela clava is the source of this 1048-nucleotide messenger RNA. The record is from RefSeq and is a predicted model, not a curated record. Lineage: Eukaryota; Metazoa; Chordata; Ascidiacea; Stolidobranchia; Styelidae.
AGUGGGAUCUCGUGUGUGAUCGAACAAACCUUGACGCUCUUGCUAAUUCUCUAUAUUUUGCUGGUGUUUUUCUCGGAUCUCUUAUCAUUGGACCGAUGAUGGACUGCAGGUUUGGAAGAAAACUCACGAUACUUAUAGCCGCUAUAUUAUACAUUGCGACAGGAAUAGCAGGUUCUUGUGCGUCAUCUUAUGAGAUGUACAUUUUUCUUCGUGUCGCCGUCGCUAUGUGUGGAAUCCCCUGUUUUGGUAGCAUAUUUCACAUAUGCCAACGAAAUAGCCGGUAAGAAAUCAAGAAAGGUUGUUGGCGGGUUCACUCAACUCGUAACUGCAACUGCCCAUGUUAUCCUUCCAUGCUUCGCGUAUCUAGUACAGGACUGGAGAUACCUUGGCAUUAUGAUAUCACUGUUUUCUGCUCCAUACCUUAUAAUAUUUUUCUUCAUGCCACGAACUCCAAGAUGGCUUCUUACACACGGAAAAGAAAACGAAGCAAAAGAAGUGUUAGAUAGAUUUGCAAAAAGCAAAAAUACAUCCCUUAAAAAAGAAGAUUGGAAUUGUCUUGUUAGAACUGAAAAGGAACUUCUUGGCUCUGAAUCUGUGUUAAAGAAAAUCGUCCUCACCGAUUUUUAUAGACGCCCGUUCAUGCGUGUUGUAUCUUUGAUCGUGAUCUAUCUAUGGUUUGUAGCGAGCAUGGUGUUUUAUGGCCUCGUACUAAACGUUGGGAAAUUAGCAGGAGAUCCUUACAUAAAUCGGGUGUUGAACGGAAUUUUUGAACUUCUUGCAUAUUUUCUAUACAUACCUCCUAUUCACUACUUUGGAUUAAGACGAUCAACUUGUGCUAGUUACAAUCUAGCGGGUUUAUGCUGUCUGGGAACAAUGAUAUUUGCACUUGCUGCGAAUGGAAAUUCAGUUCUUUUGCAAAUUAGUCGGUGGAUCGGCAUUUUGGGUAAAUUUUUUGCAACUCUGGCUUUUGCAAUAAUUUACCAAUACACCGCAGAAAUUUAUCCAACAAUCGCCAGGUAAUAUACGUAGAUGAGAUUACAAUUAGUUC